This is a messenger RNA of Thalassophryne amazonica, 2052 nucleotides long. Its product is annotated as twist-related protein 2-like. Lineage: Eukaryota; Metazoa; Chordata; Actinopteri; Batrachoidiformes; Batrachoididae. The transcript is spliced from 2 exons. Gene Ontology annotation, biological process: developmental process; regulation of transcription by RNA polymerase II. Bases 212 to 784 code for a protein of 190 amino acids. The record is from RefSeq and is a predicted model, not a curated record. Gene Ontology annotation, molecular function: protein dimerization activity; DNA-binding transcription factor activity, RNA polymerase II-specific; RNA polymerase II transcription regulatory region sequence-specific DNA binding.
CUCUGGAUGGUUUCUUGUUUUUCUGUCAGUCGGGUUGAGAAGGUUAAAGACAGAAACCUUAGUAGGAACAAGUGUGGCAUCGAGUCCAAAUGGAGCUUCAGCAGCCUUAGCUGUUCUUUCUUCGAUUGACAGAAGAGAAACUUUAAAGUUUUUCAGAGCGGUACAGCAUCCUCUCUUUGCAGAAGCUGGGAGGCUGUCGUUGGACGGUACAAUGAGAGAAGAGGUGUCCUGCACCAACUCCCCUGAAGGAGGGCUGGGAGCCAGCGAAGAAGAACUGGAGAGGGCAUCUAAGAAGACGAUCCAAUCAGUAAACCGAAAACGUUCCCCUUAUCCCAAGAAGGACAGUGUGGGCACAGCAGAGGAGAGCGGAGCCGGCAGUCCAAACAGCCUUCUGCCGUCCGGGCCGAAGCGGCUGAAGAAAAGCCCUUCGACAGUCGUGUCGCUGGCUCCCACAUCGCUGGGCCCCAGGCCAGAUCAGCCUUUUGAGGACCUCCACUCUCAGCGCGUCAUUGCCAACGUGCGGGAACGUCAGCGUACACAGUCACUGAAUGACGCCUUUGCCUCUCUACGCAAGAUCAUCCCCACGCUACCAUCAGACAAGCUGAGCAAAAUCCAGAUCCUGAAGCUGGCUUCACGCUACAUCGACUUCCUCUACCAAGUGCUGCAGAGUGACGAGAUGGACGCCAAGCUGGCCAGCUGCAACUACCUGGCCCAUGAAAGACUGAGCUACGCCUUCUCCGUAUGGAGGAUGGAGGGGGCCUGGGCCAUGUCCACCAGCCACUAGGACCCCAACAAAAACUCUGCCCUUAAACCCUUGUGUGUCCGCGUCUCCACUUACCCACCUCUGUCUGUUUGACCCAGUUAACCUCUAAACACUUUCAGCUCUUCCCUUUCAGUUUGAUCUAAGCCUUUUCUCACACUUUUGCAAACACUGCUUGUUGUGCUUCAUUUAUCUGCUCCUUUUCAGUUUCCUCCGUGCAGCAUUAACAUCUUUGCAAUGAAAAGAUUUCAUAUAGUUCUGUUCUCCUCCACGGCUCCCGCUUCGUCUGCUCUGCCCCCAUCGUUUACAAUCAUGCAGCGCGAUGCCUCACUGCAGCCCCAGAGAAACUUGACAACUGGAGAACUCUGUUUCCCAGAAGAAGGAAUUUGUUCCCGCCUCAGCAGACAAUCUUCACUUUUCGACCUUCAACGUUUUCUUUCCCUCUGAAUGGACCUGACACGUGCUGGACUCAGGACUCUGAGAUGUUUUCCUGCAGCUUCACUCUGUGUUUCUGAAACACAGAGAUAACAAAGCAGAACAUUUUAAAUGACCAAAACAAGAAAAAAAAAAAACAUUAACAGCUGGCCUGCGGAGACAAUGAACUUAACGGCUGCUGGUUCGAGUGCCUUUGUGUAAGCGUGCGGUGACCACCUGACUCUUUGCAGCACGUCGCACAAGAGGACUCACCGCCACACGAACUGGCGGUCACAGCCAAUGAAUGUUUACAGCUAAAUGCUAAUAAGCUAAUCUCCCUCGUGGGAAAAGAGCACGAGGAAUUUUUAUGCAAAUCAUCUACUUUUGUGCUGUAGUAACUGGAUAGCUUUCUGCCUGUUUUGCUGUUAAAAAAAGCUGAUUGUGAAUUUAGCGUAUGCACACUGUAUUAUGUAAACUGCAUGUUCAUUCAUAAAAAAGGCCCAAAAGAAAGCAUCUCUGUAAGCCAUAAACCACUGAACACAGCUCAGUAUGUCACACUGUGUUUAGUUUUAGUUGCGCUGUUAUUCGUGAAUGUCGCAGAAAGUAUCUUAAAAUGCAAGAAAUCCUUGAAAAUAUCUUUGCAAACUGUGCUGUGACUGCUUUCAAUGAAUAACGCAGAAAAAUAAUAAUAAUGAGGUAAACAUUUCUUUUAAAAUAUGCCAAAAUGCAGACAAAGCGAUUACUGCUACAGUAUAAACAAUUUGCUAGUAACCAGAAGUGGUUAAUUGCUGGUCGAUCGUGUUUCUUUUGCAUUGUUUUGCAUCUGCUUUUGAUCACCUUUAUCAGCUCCUGUGGAAAAAUAAAAAUUGUCUUGGUGA